ACUGAGCCCAGAACCCAGGCCCCUUUCUCUAAGGAGCUCUUCUCAGCCCUCGGUGGUGGAGAACGUCCUGCUUGGGCUUCAGGAGACCCGCAGAGUAGGGAGCCCUUCCCGUGGAGCGCCCGCAGGCUCCUGCCCUCUCAAACUUUCUUCCAAUGCCAUGCCACCCCACCCGCUCCUUGGCCCAGCUGGUUCGCUCCUGAAAUAGAAGGAGCUCUUCUGCCAUGUACUAGGGGCUUCCCUGAGGAUUUCCCGGGAGAAUUCCUGGGAAGUGAGACCGCCUCUCCUGGAAGAUGACUUCUCAAUUUGUGCUCCGUGUUCUGCUCUCGGCCGUCUCUUUGACCAGUUCUUCGGAGAGCACCUGUUGGAGUCCGACCUUUUCCCAACUUCCACUUCUCUGAGCCCCUUCUAUCUCCGGCCACCCUCUUUCCUGCGGACUCCAAGCUGGAUUGACACUGGACUCUCAGAGAUGCGUAUGGAGAAGGACAGGUUCUCUGUUAACCUGGAUGUAAAGCACUUCUCCCCAGAGGAACUGAAGGUCAAGGUGCUGGGAGAUGUGAUUGAGGUGCAUGGCAAGCAUGAAGAACGCCAGGAUGAGCAUGGCUUCAUCUCCAGAGAGUUCCACAGGAAGUACCGGAUCCCAGCUGAUGUGGACCCUCUAACCAUCACAUCAUCCCUGUCAUCUGAUGGGGUCCUCACUGUGAAUGGACCAAGAAAACAGGCCUCUGGACCUGAGCGUACCAUUCCCAUAACCCGUGAAGAGAAGCCUGCUGUUGCUGCAGCCCCCAAGAAGUAGAUGUUAUUUCUCUAACUGUCUUUUUUAAAACAAGAAAGUUUUCCCACCAGUGAAUAAAAAUCUUGUGACUAGUGCUGAAGCUUAUUGAUGCUAAGGGCAGGCCCAAAUUAUUAAGCUAAUAAAAUAUCAUUCAGCAACAGA
Jaculus jaculus (lesser Egyptian jerboa) is the source of this 934-nucleotide messenger RNA. It is a transcript of the gene Cryab, whose product is annotated as crystallin alpha B. Gene Ontology annotation, molecular function: structural constituent of eye lens; protein folding chaperone. NCBI's taxonomy places the organism in Eukaryota, Metazoa, Chordata, Mammalia, Rodentia, Dipodidae. The record is from RefSeq and is a predicted model, not a curated record. The coding region runs from base 467 to 793 and encodes 108 amino acids. Gene Ontology annotation, biological process: response to heat; protein refolding. The transcript is spliced from 4 exons.